Messenger RNA from Camelus dromedarius (Arabian camel), 1230 nucleotides. RefSeq names its product double homeobox protein 4-like protein 4. Gene Ontology annotation, cellular component: nucleus. Gene Ontology annotation, biological process: regulation of transcription by RNA polymerase II. The record is from RefSeq and is a predicted model, not a curated record. The coding region runs from base 1 to 1230 and encodes 409 amino acids. Gene Ontology annotation, molecular function: DNA-binding transcription factor activity, RNA polymerase II-specific; RNA polymerase II transcription regulatory region sequence-specific DNA binding. Lineage: Eukaryota; Metazoa; Chordata; Mammalia; Artiodactyla; Camelidae. The transcript is spliced from 5 exons.
AUGGAUGACUCACGCACGCCCAACGGCCCACGCCCAAGUGGACAGCGGAGAAAGAGGCUGGUUCUGAAGCUCAGUCAAAAGGAUGCUCUGCAAGCCCUCUUUCAACAGAACCCCUACCCUGGCAUCAAGGCCCGAGAGAGCCUGGCCCGAGAUCUGGGCAUUCCCGAAAGCAGAAUUCAGGCUCUGACGCAAGAUGGCCGCCCAAAAGAGGCCGGGAGAAAGCGCACGUUCAUCUCACCCUCUCAAACAGGGAUGCUUGUGCAAGCCUUUGAGAGGGACCGCUUUCCUGGCAUUGCCACCAGGGAAGAAUUGGCUCGUCAAACAGGACUUCCCGAACCUCGAAUCCAGAUAUGGUUUCAGAACCGGAGAGCUCGGCACCCGGAGCAGAGCAGAGGGGCGCCUGCCAAGGCCCGGGCAGAAGACCCCGAUGCCAUACAAGCCUCGACUGUCCCAUCGGACCAAAUGCCCCUGCCCAACAUCCACAACAGCGCUCAUCAAUUGCCUCCAACUGAUCCACUGGACAGCUUCCGGUCCCUUACCGCUGCAGCCCCUCCUCUGGCCCCAAGCUUAUUUGUGCCUUGUGCUCCCCGUGGUGGCUGGGUGGGCCAGCCUUUGAUGCUCCUGGUGGUCCAGACCGCCCCGGCUUCGCAGGGAGCAGAGAACCCUCCACAUCCGGGAACAGACCCCGGCGGCACCACAGCAGGGCCGAGUCCAGGAGGGGGUCUCGCAACCAUGCCCGCCGCACUCACGCCCUCCGCCCACGGAGGGGCCUGCCCGCACAGCAGCCUGCACCCUGGCCUGGCAGCACGCCCUCAGCCUGUCCCCCGCAGCGCUCCGCCACACACCGGGCAGCAUCCGGCUCAGCCACGCAGCCCCCACGCCCCAAUUCUGCAGCCCGAACAGGCCGAGACACACCUGUGGCAGCAGCAGGCCCCAUCGGAUCAGCUCACGUGUCCUCCGCUCCAACCGCAGCCCCAGCCCUCGGGCGCCAGAGGCUCAGGGAGCCUCUUAGAUGAACUCUUGUCAGACGCCAGCCUUCUGGAAAAGGCACAACAUUUCCUGAGCGACGGCACCCCGGAAGAGGGACUUUGGCCAACCCUGGAAGAACCCCUCAGUGAUGACGAAUUCCAGGCCCUCCUGGACAUGCUGCCAGGCUCGCCAGGGCCUCAGGAAAGCCUUCGGUCGAGCCCAAUUCAGGCCUCCUUCCCUGGGAUGCCGAGCCACGGCUGA